GAAUAAGUGCAAUGUGCCGAGGUUGGGCCUCCUCCGUGCAGACUCGGGCCAGUUCAUUAAUGAACACCAAUUGUGGCUCUUGAGAUAACCAAGAAGGCCGGGCAUCAAGGGAAAACGCACCCACGAGAUUGCCUUCGCGCGACCAGACAGCCAUCGGAUUGAUGGAUCGCGCACUGAUCUGCAACGUUUCCUGUCACGCGUCACUCACCGAUGGGCCCAGAAUCGACGAACCGAGCUGAGCUGACUGGGUCGACAAAUGUUGGCGUGGGUGUGGCCAAUUGAAAUUAAACCCUACCCUGGAACGGAAGUGAGAACCUGUCAGAUUUGGAACCCCGCUAUGGUGGCGGUGGCACCCUCUAGGCUUGGGCUUAUCUCCUGCACAGCUCGGCUGUACACCGGCCUGCUCCAUGUCCCGUGCCACUCUGACCAGCGUUGUGCAAGACUGUGCAGGUGAUGCAUAGGUAACCAGUCAAAGAGCUGUAAUUUCGAUUUGUGCCGGCGAUUUUCACAUCAAUGAGAAUCAUAUCGGACAACGCAUCUGAGCAGAGUCAUCCAGAAAGAAAGAAGACGACACGGCAUGGUAGAUAACAGUGAUAUUCUGAUGCGAACUUUACUGCAGCCCAUCAGAAUAUGAAACGAGAUGCCGGUGCAUCCAUGAGAGUCGGAUUC
Laetiporus sulphureus 93-53 is the source of this 669-nucleotide messenger RNA. RefSeq lists its product as uncharacterized. Bases 257 to 454 code for a protein of 65 amino acids. The record is from RefSeq and is a predicted model, not a curated record. The transcript has 4 exons. NCBI's taxonomy places the organism in Eukaryota, Fungi, Basidiomycota, Agaricomycetes, Polyporales, Laetiporaceae.